GGUCCUUCGGCGGGGCAUGUGAUUGGCGCGGGGCCGGCGAUCCGGCUGCCGCCGCGGCUCCCUAGUGUCUAUAGAGGUGAUGGCUCCGGGAGGCUUGCACUGGGCUCGCAAGGCGCUGGCUGCGGGGCGCCCGCUGUUCCAGGGCCGCGCGCUGCUCGUAACCAACACGCUGGGCUGCGGCGUGCUCAUGGCCGCGGGCGACGGCGCGCGACAGGCCUGGGAAGUGCGCGCGCGGCCUGGGCAGAGAUUCAGCGCGCGGCGCUCAGCCAGCAUGUUCGCGGUGGGCUGCAGCAUGGGACCCUUCCUGCACUUCUGGUACCUGUGGUUGGACCGCCUCCUCCCCGCGUCGGGCCUACGAAGCCUCCCGAGUGUGUUGAAGAAGGUGUUAGUGGAUCAAACGGUGGCAUCUCCCGUACUGGGCGUCUGGUACUUCCUGGGCCUUGGCACCCUGGAAGGUCAGACACUAGAGGAGAGCUGCCAGGAACUGCGGGCCAAAUUCUGGGACUUCUACAAGGCUGACUGGUGUGUGUGGCCAGCUGCCCAGCUGGUGAACUUCCUCUUCAUCCCUUCUCAUUUCCGAGUCACCUAUAUCAAUGGACUGACACUGGGCUGGGACACAUACCUGUCCUAUCUGAAGUACUGGGUGAGCUCAACCCCAUGGAGUUGGGGAGGGCGUGGGUUCCAGCCUGUGCCUGUGUGACCUUCCCUCUGCUGCAUACAGGCCCCUGAACCCCUUCAGACUCCGGGCUGUGCAGACUGAGCCUGAGCCUGAAGCCCAUGAGAUGAGUUGGUCGACGGACACGCUCCUACAGGAAGCAGGAGGUUCCAAAGCAGGUCAAAAGCCCUGGGCCAUGUCCAAAACCCGGGCUGACUGUGCCUGGAUCAGAGACUGUUCCCGUGUAGAACAGUCGCCAGCAUCGGCUUUCCCCCCCAGCUCUCCACUGGGACCAUGAAGUCCUCGGUCUGCCUGGACAAAAGCAAGGAUGUGCUUCCUGGCCUUGAAGUGGGGUCUGAUUUGGCCUCAGAAAACUUGAUGCUAGGCUGGGCAGUGGUGCGGAAAUUCAUUAAAUUCUCUCUUUAAUG
Messenger RNA from Mastomys coucha (southern multimammate mouse), 1083 nucleotides. It is a transcript of the gene Mpv17l2, whose product is annotated as MPV17 mitochondrial inner membrane protein like 2. Gene Ontology annotation, cellular component: membrane; cytoplasm. The coding region runs from base 80 to 700 and encodes 206 amino acids. The transcript is spliced from 4 exons. Gene Ontology annotation, biological process: mitochondrial ribosome assembly. The record is from RefSeq and is a predicted model, not a curated record. Lineage: Eukaryota; Metazoa; Chordata; Mammalia; Rodentia; Muridae.